Aphanomyces astaci is the source of this 3050-nucleotide messenger RNA. RefSeq lists its product as hypothetical. Gene Ontology annotation, cellular component: cytoplasm; Cul3-RING ubiquitin ligase complex. Gene Ontology annotation, biological process: protein homooligomerization; proteasome-mediated ubiquitin-dependent protein catabolic process. NCBI's taxonomy places the organism in Eukaryota, Oomycota, Saprolegniomycetes, Saprolegniales, Verrucalvaceae. The record is from RefSeq and is a predicted model, not a curated record. The transcript is spliced from 2 exons. Bases 38 to 787 code for a protein of 249 amino acids. Gene Ontology annotation, molecular function: cullin family protein binding.
CCUUAAACCAUCAAGUGUUCCCUCUACAACUCUAACCAUGCAGCAUGCCUUCAUCGAGACGCGGUCAUGGGCGCGGGCGCUGUGGUCGUUCCGGUGCAUCUUCCUCUUCAACUUCACGCUCUUUUGCGCCGCCGUGGGGUUUGCACUCAACAUGGUGCUGCUGUGUCCAGAGAGUCCCAUCAUGUACGGCCCCGACAUGGGCAAGGAGCACGCGAUCUUUGGGAAGCAGCAUGCCAACGUCGUGACGUUGAAUGUUGGUGGUCGCGUUAUCCAAACCACCCGAGCCACGUUGCUGAAACACGACGGGUCGUACUUCGAUGCGAUGCUCACGUCUGGCCUGUGGCAGCCCGAUGCGCAAGGAGGGGCGUACUUCAUUGACUUGGACCCAGGGUACUUCGACCGCAUCCUAAACUAUUUGCGGUUUGGAGACUUGGUGCUUGAAGGGCUGGCCGAUUCGGAAACGAUCCUCGUGAUUCGCAUGAUGCAAUACUUGAGCUUAGAUCCUCCUAGUGCGUUGGGAUUGCUAUGGGACCCGUCGCUUCGAGGCCACCUCUCUCUGUCCAACCAGUGCCGCACCAUCACAGCAGCCAGCUUCUCGCAGUUUGCGGCCUUAGGGAUGCAAUCCACCCGCGUGUUUAGCCUUCUCAUCGACGAAAUUACGUUUAUCUUAGACAAGCCGUCGUUUCGAGUCGGAUUUGCCAAUCGGGAUGGCUUCGAGUCCGAAACCACAUCCGCCGAGUCAACCCUCUGCGUGGUUGGUUGGCGUUCAAAUCAACCGAGGUUUUGAGGCGCCCCCCAAAGGUGUCAUCUUUGCCCAAGUCGGCGAUAUCGUGAUCGUCCGUUAUAAUCCACAAGCUCAACGGCUCGAUGUCCAUAAACACGGAGACAUUCGACAUGCGGUGCAAAUGCGCAUGGCACUGACAGCCGACGAGGACGGACCGUAUCCUUGCGUGGUCUUCAUGGCGGCCCAGACGAUGAAGUCGCAAGUUACGUUUGUCGAAACGCCACCAGUCUAUAGGUGAUUGCUGUAUUUGACAGUUCAAAUAGCUCGAUGUGAUUGGCUGGGAUAUGAAACCCCCAAACGAAUCCGACCAAUGAAAAGCGACACAAGUGCCUUCCGAUAGCACAUUUGAAAAAUGCUUGUAUUAUUAAGGAUUUUUGCUCGUGAAAUGGACACCCUUAAUUUCCAAAGCGUUUCAAGGCAGCAUCGGCCAUAAGCUGGCGUUUGUGGUUAUGGACACACGUCGUGGAACAGUACAAGUACGUGAGUCGCGAGAACGGUUGUGUUCCCGACGGCUGGCCACACGCCGCGCACGCCGACUCUUUGGCACGUCGGGCGGCGGCGUCGGCAGCAGCUGCCUCUUGGACUCGCUUUGCCUCGGCCUCCACGGCCUUCGUCUCCUUCUUCCGCUCGGCCGCGCGCUUCUUCUUCUCCUUCGCUUUCGCCUUUUGGGCGUCUUCCAUCUCGUCCGUUAGCGCGUCUGGAACCUUGGCCACGACAUAAUCCCAUCGGUCCGGCGCGUCGGCGCGGAAUCGACGAAACACAUUGCGCAUCUCUUUCGACGUGGUCAGCACAUACGGCACCCGCUGGCGGUCGUCCAGCGCGCACGGACUCGCGCCAUGCUGCAACAGCACCUCGGUGGCCGCGAUCUGGUUGAGCUGGACGGCGACGUGGAGGGCGGUGCGUGCCGAGCCGUCCGUGUGCUGUGCGUUCACGUCGACGUUUGCAAGGAGCGCCGUCAACGAGGCAACUUCCCCGCUUUCCACUGCUUGGAUGAGUUCUGGUGUCGGGGGUGGGGGUGGAAGGGGAACGUUCUCGGAAGGUUCUUCUUCGUCGGCGGGGGAAGGGGCGGCGUCGGGUACGUGUUUUGGGCGACGGUGUGUAACCGAAGCGGAGAUGGGUUUUGGUUUGGCUUCAAACUCGGACGCGCGAUACGGCGAAAAGUGCACACUGCCCAGCACCGCUCGGACACGGCAUACCUAUCCAACGACCUUGUCACAUAUUUCCCCUUGCAGUGUCACAUGGUCUCGCAAGAAGAAAAACCAAACUACCUCGUCGUAGGUUGGUCGGAGCGUCCCAAACGGUACCAGGCGCAGCCGAGGGUCGGCAGCAGAGAGCCCCGUCUUGUCAAAGAAGUGGCCGCGAGACGUCUUGGCAGACCCAAGAAAGAUACGGUCGCAUCCACGAAGUUCCGUGGCCCAUGACUGCAUCAGGUCGACCAUGUCUUGCUGUAGCGCUACCUCGUUGUACCGACGCAGCUGCGCGCCAGCCGACUUGGCCUUCCCAGAGGAAGCGUCGUGCGCAGACUGCGAUCCGCCUUGCUUGCGUCGUGUCGUGUAGCGUUGAAAGGCCUUGUGCACGAGCACCUUGUCUUUCCGAAACACAGCACCCGCGAAUCGACCUGCUCGGAAGAGCAGCACCGCCCACUGGAACGUCGAGGAUGGCUGGGUGAGCGCCUGAAGCAUGUCCAUGGAGGCCACCCAAGGGCCUUUGAUCUUGUCGCUCCACGUUGAAAAUGCCGCGUUAUACACCUUGUACACGACGGUGGAAUCGGUGAACGCUUGCAACGGUUCCUUCGCGGUCAAAACGUUGGUUUCAUCGUCGUCGUCGUCGUCGCUGCUCAACGAGAUGUCCAAGGGGUGGGGAGCGUCGUCUUCGGUUUCGUUGCCGGCGUCGACGGAUCGGCGACGUCGGGCCUGCGACGAAGCAAGGAACGCACUAAAGUCGUCUUCGCUCACACAUUCCAGACCUUUCGACUUGCGCUUGAGGUUGUACACAUGGAAAUCGCUCUUGAAGUGAGCUUGUUGGGACUUGACGUCGGAGAACUCCAAGCGGCACGUUCCACACGUGAGUCCUCGCACGUCUGGGUUUCCAACGGGGACGACCGCGUCGGCGCUGGCUGUGGCGGAUGCACCUCCGUGAACAACUUCUGUGGAAGAAGUGUCUUCAUUUGCAAGUUUCUGUUCUCCAUACACAGGGCGCCACUUGGCCAAAUCGGUCGCGGUCACUUGCCAUAAAGGUAUCCUUCCGUACUGCUUUUGCAUCUUAG